Rotaria sp. Silwood1 is the source of this 306-nucleotide messenger RNA. Lineage: Eukaryota; Metazoa; Rotifera; Eurotatoria; Philodinida; Philodinidae. The record is from the annotation of a GenBank genome assembly.
AUGCAUGAACAUGCUCUUCAAUGUAUUAAUGAAUAUUUUGUCGCAUAUCAAUUACAAUUAGAGGAAAUUGUUAAAGAAGUAGAAAUUUGUUUACCAAACAAAUUGUGUGAACAUUGUGAUGAGAUUGAAAAACGUUCUUUGGCACAUUGUAAAACAUCAUGGUGGAAAAAAUGCUAUGAUGCUGCAGUUCAAAAUGAUUUUCCUGGUUUUCUAUCAUCAACUGCUGCCUUUGAAUAUAUUAAUAUAGCUGUAGAAAAUGAAAUAAUAAAGCCGAUCUUAAAUGAGACGAUAUUAAAAAAAAAGUAA